AAUGCACAUUCAAGUUCGAAACUUGAUUUUAAGAAAACAAGAUUGUACCAAAAAAAACAGGAAACAAAUGGUAGCUACGAAGUUAACAACGUUGAUGAAAAAGUGUUCAACUGUGAAACAUGCAAAACAAAUCCAUGCACAAAUCAUAACCAAUAACCUUACCCAUCUCGAACCUAUCUUCAUUCAUCGUAUUCUUCUCUGUGAUAUCACCAACUACAAAACUAUAUCAAACUACAUCCUCUCAAUUCUUCACCAUCUUCGCAAUCCAGAUUCCUUCUCAUGGGGUUGUGUCAUUCGAUUCUUCUCUCAAAAGGGUCAAUUUGUUGAAGCUGUUUCUCUCUAUGUUCAAAUGAGGAGGAUUGGGUUGUGUCCAAGUUCACAUGCUGUAUCCUCUAUUCUCAAGUCAUGUGCUCGGGUUGAGGAUGAUUUGUGUGGUUUAUUGAUUCAUGGGCAUGUUCAUAAAUUUGGAUUUGAUGCUUGUGUUUAUGUACAAACGGCGCUGCUUGAUUUGUACUGUAAAAUUGGUGAUGUGGUGACUGCACGUAAGGUGUUUGAUGAAAUGCCUGACAAAAAUGUUGUUUCUUGGAAUUCUCUGUUAAGUGGGUAUAUAAAAGGUGGUAACUUGGAUGAGGGUCAACGUUUUUUUGAUGAGAUUCCAUUGAAAGAUGUUAUAUCUUGGAACUGUAUGGUUUCGGGAUAUGCUAAAGCAGGGAAAAUGGAUCGGGCUUGUUAUUUGUUUCAACAAAUGCCGGAGAGAAAUUUUGCCUCUUGGAACACAAUGAUUACUGGUUAUGUUGACUGUGGAAGCAUUGUGGAAGCAAGAGAAUUAUUUGAUGCAAUGCCAAGGAGAAAUAGUGUCUCUUUGAUAACUAUGAUUGCCGGGUAUUCGAAGAGUGGGGAUGUUCAUUCUGCUCGCGAGCUCUUUGACCAGAUGGAUGAUAAAGAUUUGCUCUCGUAUAAUGCUAUGAUAGCUUGUUAUGCUCAAAGCAGCAAACCAAAAGAAGCCCUUGACCUAUUUAAUGUCAUGCUUAAACCAGACAGCUCUUUACAUCCGGACAAGAUGACUUUGGCUAGUGUUAUAUCAGCUUGUUCACAAUUGGGAAAUCUAGAACAUUGGCGCUGGAUUGAGUCGCAAAUUAACAACUUUGGAAUUGUAUUGGACGAUCAUUUGGCCACUGCGUUAAUUGACUUGUAUGCAAAGUGUGGGAGCAUUGACAAGGCAUAUGAACUAUUCCAUGGCCUGAGAAAGAGGGAUGUGGUUGCAUAUUCUGCAAUGAUCUAUGGUUGUGGAAUAAAUGGAAGGGCAUCAGAUGCAGUCGAGUUAUUUGAACGGAUGGCUGGAGAGUGUAUCAUCCCUAAUUUGGUUACCUACACUGGAAUUCUAACUGCUUACAAUCAUGCUGGAUUGGCUGAAGAAGGUUAUCGAUGCUUUAUAUCCAUGAAGGACAAUGGCAUUGUGCCUUCAGUUGAUCAUUAUGGAAUCAUGGUUGAUCUUUUGGGGAGGGCUGGAUGGCUGGAUGAAGCAUAUAAGCUUAUAAUGAAAAUGCCAAUGCAACCAAAUGUUGGUGUCUGGGGAGCUCUACUUCUCGCCUGCAGAUUACAUGACAAUUUGAAGCUCGGGGAAAUAGCUGUCCAGCAUUGCAUUAAGCUGGAGAGUGAAACUGCUGGUUACUAUUCUCUUCUUUCUGGUAUAUAUGCUACUGUUGGAAAAUGGAACGAUGCCAAGAAGUUGACGACGGGUGUGGAAGGAAAGAAAAUUAUCAAGAUACCUGGAUGUAGUUGGACACAACUUGUGUGAUGUGCCACUCAACUAAUGUAACUCCUCCAUGAUUAGGGAAAUAAGACACAUAUAUUAUCGCUAUAACUUGGGCUCAUAUUGCGUAUUGCGUAUGCUUUCAAUGUGCACAUGAAAAUUUUUGAGGGAUGGAAUUGUGGAAACGAAGUGGUACUAAAGAGUGUGAGGAUGGUAAUUUGGUCUGUGCUUUAGAGUCAUAACAGUUCAAUAUGCUCGAGAGAUAUGCAGCUCUGGGUUCUACAACCUGAGACUUGUGCUUUCUUUCGCAGCCACUUCUUACCCUUUCACUCUCAUUCUGACGAUGGCAAGAGAUGCAACCCUAAGACACAGUGAGCCGGGAUGCAACGGCUGUAAUUCAUCCAACUGAUUUUGCAGACGUUUUUGAAAAUAGUGAGAGGAGUAAAGAAGGCAAGUGAAUUUGUUCAUGUGCGAUGACUAACUGGCUAUGAUUGGGGAGAAAAUCCUAAAUAGUCAAGUACAUUCCUAUCUGCCUAUCCAUUCCUUUUUUUUUUUAAAGAUUAAAUUUUGCAUUAAGCUUUGACCACAUAUCAUCACUUAGAUCUUUGGUCUCACAUGUCUUAGAAAUAGGAUGCACAAACAUGUUUAAGGUACAAAGGCAUCUAAGAUUUCCACGAUUGAUGCGAAAUUGAAGCGCCCCAAGAAAGGACAAAGGUGAUACAAUAUUCCAUCUUCCACCAGCUAGGAUUUGCAUAGUAUGCAAACCAUAACUUGCACCAUGGGACAUUUUUCUGACUUACACGGUGUGAUUUCUCCUUUUCUACACAGUAUUCCAUCUUCCACCAGCUAGGAUUUGUGUUGGUGGUGAUGUCCAUAGUCUCUCUCAACUCGUCUCCAUAUUUCGUGCUUUCGAUUGACCCACCAAGCAAAGUUCCAAAGGGUUUGUCAUUAGUUUAGCAUUCAGUUCUAUGGACGACUUUUUGAUAUACAAAUAAUUAGUGCAUUUUUUGAAGUGAUUGUGAGGGGGUAGUUAACCAAAUCAAGGUUCGGACUUGGAAAUAGUUUUAACACUUGAUCUAAGUCGUCGGCAUGUCUCCUUUGUGAGUGGAGUAUGCAUCCUUUGAAAUUUAUCUCCAAUGGUCAAUUUGUACAUCAUCAACCAUAUAACAUGAACCCAAGAAAAUAAAGGAAAAACAUUCACUAUGUAUGUAUAUUGUCAACAAUACAUAAAACUAAUAUAUUUUUUCUGAAACAUUCAGUUAAGUUUGGACCAGUGAUCAAGUAACAACAAAAGUUUACAUCGACAACAUAAAGGGUAAUAUAAUCUGUGUCAUUUAUUGAUUACAUCAUAUACAGAUUGAGACAAAAGGGUCUUGACUAUAUCAAAGAAUACAAAUUAUUUAAGUACAUAAACUUUUGGUAUUCACACCUCACAUCAGUAUUUCGCUAUCUUGUAAAAAUUAUUUACAAACACACACUUCCCUCGAUUUGAUAAAAUACAGACACAAGUCUUGGUAAUCUGAUGUAUAAAGGAAAGCUUUUGUUAUGUAACCAAAAAAAAAGGAAAGCUUUUGUUAACAAUAACAACAACUAAACUUUAUCACACUAAAUGGAAUCAGCUACAUAAAUUAAAUUAUGUAAGAGUGUUAUAUCAUAAGUCAUAUUUCAAUCAAACUUAAAAAAAUGUAUUAAGGGAAACAUAUACAACUGAGUUUUUAUUAUUAUAUCUAAGAAAUAAAAUAAAUGAUACUUGUGUCUUCGUCUUGAUAGCUUGUUCCUCGUUAUAUUAACACCUUACGUGAGGAGACUAAGUAUAUUGCACCGAACUAGUUUGCAAAUUAUUAUCACGACAAUCAUAGAACAAUAUUUUACGGUUCAUUAAGAAGUACUUUGUAAUUUAAUUUCAAGUUGCCGCAAAUGGCAAUUAUAUCCAGCUCAUAUAAAUCAAGGUCUGG
Messenger RNA from Medicago truncatula (barrel medic), 3708 nucleotides. RefSeq names its product pentatricopeptide repeat-containing protein At4g22760. Bases 2 to 1798 code for a protein of 598 amino acids. The transcript has 2 exons. Gene Ontology annotation, molecular function: protein binding; RNA binding. Gene Ontology annotation, biological process: RNA modification. The record is from RefSeq and is a predicted model, not a curated record. Lineage: Eukaryota; Viridiplantae; Streptophyta; Magnoliopsida; Fabales; Fabaceae.